Molecule: messenger RNA, 2751 nt
Organism: Bipolaris zeicola 26-R-13
Lineage: Eukaryota; Fungi; Ascomycota; Dothideomycetes; Pleosporales; Pleosporaceae
Product: glycoside hydrolase family 92 protein
Exons: 5
Coding region: 1-2751 (916 amino acids)
Biological process (GO): carbohydrate metabolic process; protein deglycosylation; protein quality control for misfolded or incompletely synthesized proteins
Cellular component (GO): nucleus; cytosol
Molecular function (GO): peptide-N4-(N-acetyl-beta-glucosaminyl)asparagine amidase activity; carbohydrate binding
Source: RefSeq, a predicted model, not a curated record
AUGGCCUCGCCUUCGCACCGCGAAGAGCCGGCAACAGAGAUUCGCUCUCAGCAUAUCGCUACUACAGUUUGUGCGACAAUGCGAUCCAGAAUGGCUAGUCAGCGGCGGCCUUGCCUAUCGUGCCUCCUCCUCCUCGGAACGAGCAUUGGACACACACGCCUUGUUUCGGCGGCUUCGGGAGAUGAUAGUUCUCAGGAGCCGUUGUGGUCGUUCGUAGACCCUUUGAUCGGUACUGUCGGCCCACGCCCUGGUUCCGCGAUAGCAGGUGGAAACUCGUUUCCGGGUGCGAGUCUACCAUGGGCAAUGGCAAAGCCUGGAAUCGACACGAGCUACAUCGGACUUCCAAAUGGUAGUGCAGUGGACGCCAAUGCUGGAUACACACCUUUGGGCAACGUGACGGCUGUGAGCAUGACCCAUGUCAGCGGAUCUGGAGGAGCACCAACGUACGGGUUGGUAUCGCAGAUGCCUCUCCUUGGCAAUCUAGCCUCCGUGAACCUCGCCGACAAUAUGACCUAUGCUCAAAAUCGUAGUCUUGAUUUCGAAUCAGCAACUGUAGGUCUAUUCACUACGACUCUACAAAAUGGUGUCAAGAUCGAGAUCACUUCAGGGAACCACACAGGAUUCAUACGAUACACGUUUCCUUGGCUGGAAGCUCCUUCGAACCUGGCUAAUGCAACGAACGAAUACGAUGCGCACGUACUUGUAGACCUCACGCACGUACUACCAGCCUACUCUUCGAUGGCCUACUCCCAAAAGUUCUUGCGUGGGGAGCUGCAUGUCCCAUCUUCUUCCGACGCAUUGCCGUCAUACCAUGGGUCUGCAUCCUACACGGGCGGCUGGCCACAGCCUGAUUCUCACAGGAUCCAUUUUUGCGGAAACUUCAGUGUCCCUGCAAACUCCAUGUUAACCCCGACGUCAGACUAUGUACAGGGAGAGCACUCGAGUAUUGCCUCUGGUGCUGGUACAUUCAGUUGGCAAUACAACCCUUUCUCGCCACCGACGAUUCGGCCAGUGCCCAGGGGAUAUCCUGAUGUGCGAUCCUACGCUGGGAGCGGAAUGGGCAUUGGUGCUUUGUUUAGCUGGUCGCCAACAGAGACGCAAGUUAACGGUACCCUUACCCUUGAAGCCAAACUGGGCAUCUCGUACAUUAGUGCUAGACAGGCGUGCUCCCACGUGGAAAACGAACUUCCUGAUGCAAAGUCUUUCGAGGACGUAGUAGAGCAAGCGAGGCAAGAGUGGGAAGCUAAAGUGCUAAGCAAGAUACGAAUCGGAAACGAUGGCGAUGCGACAAGCAACAAUGCGACGUUGAAGCGGAUGCUGUAUUCAGCCAUGUAUCAGACAGGCCUGAUGCCAACCGACAAAACGGGUGAGAACCCUGUGUGGGAGUCAAAUGAGUCAAAACCAUACUACGACGAUCACUACACACUGUGGGAUACGUACCGGACCUUAUUACCCCUGUACCACCUGAUCUUCACAAAACCAUACUCCCGUAUUCUAUCUGGGCUUAUCUCAAUAUUCACCGAAGAGGGCUACCUACCCGCCGGCCGUGCAGCGAACUGGAAUGGCCGGGUUCAAGGUGGCACGCACGCAGACAUCGUCUUAGCAGAUGCUUUCGUAAAAAGCAUUUGUGCAUUGAAUGGCGAGACAGGCCGCGGCGAGCUUGACAGUACAAUCGAUUGGCAGGAAGCUUACAGAGCAGUAAUGAAAGACGCAAGUGUAAUGCCUGAGCGCAACGUCGAUCCGGUGGCAUUCGACGGGGCCACCAAGGAAGGAAGAGGAGCAUUGGAUGACUACCUCUCCCUCAACUUCAUCACGCGUCAUCACACCCGCAGCAUCUCUCGGGGCGUCGAGUACCCGCAGAACGAUUUCGCGAUUUACAGUAUGGCGCAAGGACUUGACAAGCCUCAAGAAACGGUUGAUCGGAUGCGUGAGCGAGCGAGCUGGUGGCAGAACCAAUGGAAUCCAACGGCGACCACCACCCUUGAUGGCAUCGGCACAUUCACAGGCUUUCCAGGCGCAAGGAAUGCGGACGGCACGUGGAACCUCACUGCAUAUGACCCGUUAAGUUGCGGAACUUGUGGAUGGGACGCCGACAUAUACGAGGCCAAGGUUUGGGAGACUGCAUUCAGUGUCGCCCCGCACGACAUGGCCAAAGUCAUCGAUCUCAUGGGCGGUGAUGAGGCUCUCGUUCGUCGGCUGGAUGCUAGUUUUGUCCCUGGUUUCGGCACAUCGGUUGGCGUGAACAACGAUGCUGGCUCCACCCUCUUCAAUCCCGGCAACGAACCAUCAUUCGCAACGCCGUUCCUCUACAACUAUGUCCCUGGGAUGCAUUGGAAAACAGUCAAUCAGACACGAGCCACGGUUGACGCCUUCUACAGCGACGCGCGCAAUGGGUACCCCGGAAACAUCGACGGCGGCGCGCUACCCAGCUGGUUAAUCUUCAAUCUUGUAGGGAUGUACCCCGUGCCCGGCCAACCGAUCUAUCUCCUCUCUGCCCCUCGCUUCUCAUCACUGAAUAUCUCACUCUUCAGCGGAACGUCAGUAGAGACUUUCUUGACCGUGUUGACUCGCGAUAUGUCGAGCACGAGCUACUACCCGCAAAAGGUCACUUGGAACGGAAAAGGGCUCGACCGAGCUUGGCUGAAGCACGAAGAAAUUGCUCAGGGAGGCGAGCUUGUAUUCUAUAUGGGUAAUAAGCCUGUGAGAUGGGACGUUGGCGAACGUCCUUGGUCUCUGUCGGCAUGGCCAUAA